UGUUCACCGGAUAUUUUCUCUGUUUCUGGUCCUUCUAUGAUGCUUGUGUGAGAAAAUCGCAACAGAUUAACAUUUUCUAGUCAGACCAAACCCUUUGAAAACAAGAAAAAACAAACACCCAUGGCAAAUAAGUCACAUUUGUUGCCAAUUAUGGUGCUGAAUUUUAGCUACAGUGACUCGUCUUUAUUUCAUCUGAAUACCCUCGUACAUUUAGGUGCUACAAAGUGGCUGGAUGAUAUUCUAUUUGUGCAAACAAGGAAAUGAACAGGUGCAUCUAGUAAAGUGACCAGAGAGUGCACAUGUUUUAAUGUGCAACAACAGACAGACACUUUUUAAAUAUAUCAAUCAUCAGCCUAACACAUGUAUUUAUGUAAUUAAACAUUGGCUUCUGCUUUGCAAAACUGCAGGUUUACAGGCAAACCGAAUCAAACGUGUAGUUUUGCAUUUUCACACAUUGUCUUUACUUUUUUCCUUCUUCAGACGGAAAUCUACAUUUACAUUUUUAGAACCCAUUAGGAUAUUAGUCAGUAGAUCUAAAUUUGAACCGCCCAUGUCUCAACACUUCACACGAGUUUAAAGCGCAAUAUCAGAUUUGUAACAGGAAAAGGCUUAAAUAAAACUCUUUUGACACCUCAACUAAAAUUCCAACUCUGUUGUAAUUUUCUGUGCUUAAAAACGGAGGAAAAGAAAAUGUUAAAAAACAGACACAUUGUGUCACGUUGACAAACUAAACGAACAUAAAAUAGGGGUAGCUUAAAUAUCCACAUUGAAGAUGAGGUGGUUAAAAUGUCAUGUUUAAAAUGACAUUUUAAACAUCAAAACAGGGAAGUAGUGAGUCAGUGUUACUGAACCAGUUGCUGCAGCUGUUCGCACAUCGAUAUGGCUGUUUCUCUGAGCUUUCUUCUUAUUCUACCUCUGAUAACAGGAAGUGAAAGUGUGAAGACAAUCAGUAAGGUCUCAGUGAAGGCAGGAGCUUCAGUCUCUAUCCCCUGUUCGUAUGACGGAAAAUACAAAAAUCAUGUGAAAUAUCUAUGUAAAGGAUAUGUUUGGAGUAGCUGCACAUAUGAAAUUAGAACAGACUCACAACGGGAAACAGGAAAGUAUUCAAUCUCUGAUGACAAAAGUCAAAAUAUCCUCAAUAUGACUUUAAAACAUUUAACAGCUGAUGACACUUAUUACUGGUGUAUUGUGGAGAUCAAUAAUGGAGGUGAUAUCGGGGAGCGCUUUCUGCUGUCAGUCACCACAGGUACACCCAUCCUCUCAGUGGCAGAUCAGAAUGUGAUUGGAUAUAUUGGAGAGAAAAUAACCAUAAACUGUAGCUACAGAGACUCUGGAGGAGUAAGUUGGUGCAAGCUGGGCAGCACAUGUGUGACUGUGUCUGGAAAUAUAGAUGCAGCAACCAUCAACACGGCCGUCAGCAAUGUAAUCAGUGUAACUAUGAGUGGACUGCAGUCAGAGAGCAGUGGUUGGUAUUACUGUGUCAAAGGAGAUUUUCAGAUGCCAGUUCACCUGACUGUGACUGUCAAACCCACUGUUGCAACAACUACAACAGUAGUUACAACAACUACUGUAGCUCCAACAACUACUGUCACAGAAGCAAGAGAAAAUGCAACAACAGUUCAGAAAGAAAACAGUUCUGUUACUCCUCUGAUGAUCCUCGCCAUCCCUCUGAGUGUGCUGAUCUUCAUUGUCAUUGUUGCCUUAUCAAUCCUGUUUGUGCUCAGAGGAACCAAACGUGUCAAAAAUAAGGAUUCAACAGCCUCAAAAAAUGAAGGGGAUUUAACAUACGCAGAAGUCUCUUUCAAGAAAAACAAGGCAGCUCAGGCUGCAAGUGAUGCCGAUGUGACCUACAGUUCUGUUGUUCCUGUCAAGAAACAGAGUGCGAGAAGGAGUGAAGGAAAAGAUGAGGAUGUUACAUACAGCACAAUCAUUCGUCACAAGCAAAACGUUUAAAUCUAUCAGAAAUGCUUUCCUUUUUCCUGUGACUAAGUGCUAACCGAUAUUGUCUGCCACCACAAGUGUGAAACACUGACUCAGUGUCUUAGAAAAGCCCCUGACCAUGUGUUUUAUUUUAUUUUAUUUUAUUUAUUUUUACAUUGAGUAUACACGUUUAUAUGCUUAUGCUCAGGUGGUGAAAAACUAGCCACUUUCUCAGCAAGUGUAGCUUUUUAUCGUAUGUGACACCUUUUGUUGCUUCCAAGUAUGAUCUUGUUGAGGACAGAAGCAACACCUCAAAAAAUGGAAAAAAUAUGAGGAUAUUUUCAAUAUUUGAAUUGACUUUUACAUAAGAAGUUAAAUGUGUAAAUGCCAUUGUUGUUAUCUAUAAUCGUUUAGUAGGAUGAUUUGCAUGAGGUGUUGCUAAGUUAUGAUCUAUGUAAAUCUGGAAUAAUCAAGGCUGAAUCCCUAAUCUUAACAAAUAAAACUGUAGAUUUGACCAUGAUGAGGUGUAUUGUUGUUGCAACCUUUCCCCAUGCCUAACUGAACUAAAAAGCUACCUUAAUGUUUUUUUUUUUUUUCUGUUAUUUUUGGACCACAUUUGAUCAUUUCUUCCUUAAAAUGCCAAGUUUAUUUAAAAAAAAAUAGUUGGGUCAUCUAUGAAAUUAUCACAACAUUCAAAUCAUGUAGCUCAAACAUUGUUUAGUUCUUAAUCUGUCCGAUAAGUUUGAUAAUGAUUUUUUUUUUUUUUUUUGUAACAGAAUAAAGUUAAUGUGGAGAAUU
Messenger RNA from Poecilia latipinna (sailfin molly), 2718 nucleotides. RefSeq lists its product as uncharacterized. The record is from RefSeq and is a predicted model, not a curated record. The transcript has 9 exons. Gene Ontology annotation, molecular function: transmembrane signaling receptor activity. NCBI's taxonomy places the organism in Eukaryota, Metazoa, Chordata, Actinopteri, Cyprinodontiformes, Poeciliidae. Gene Ontology annotation, cellular component: plasma membrane. Bases 880 to 1953 code for a protein of 357 amino acids.